Molecule: messenger RNA, 1509 nt
Organism: Suhomyces tanzawaensis NRRL Y-17324
Lineage: Eukaryota; Fungi; Ascomycota; Pichiomycetes; Serinales; Debaryomycetaceae
Gene: CDC55
Product: protein phosphatase 2A regulatory subunit
Exons: 1
Coding region: 1-1509 (502 amino acids)
Biological process (GO): peptidyl-serine dephosphorylation
Cellular component (GO): cytosol; protein phosphatase type 2A complex
Molecular function (GO): protein binding; protein phosphatase regulator activity
Source: RefSeq, a predicted model, not a curated record
AUGACCAUGGAAGAAAGCUGGAAGUUCUCACAAUGCUUUGGAGACAAGGGAGACAUUGAAAACAUCACCGAGGCCGAUAUCAUAUCGACCGUGGAAUUCGACCACACCGGUGACUUCUUGGCCACCGGUGACAAGGGGGGUAGAGUGGUCUUGUUUGAGAGAAACCAGUCGAAGAAGAAGCAAAGCUGUGAGUACAAGUUUUUUACAGAGUUCCAGAGUCAUGAUGCUGAGUUUGACUACUUGAAGUCGUUGGAGAUCGAAGAGAAGAUCAAUAAGAUUAAGUGGUUAAGAAGUUCCAACAACUCCUUGUUCUUAUUGUCCACCAACGAUAAGACCAUCAAAUUGUGGAAGAUCAUGGAAAGACAGAUUAAGUUGGUCAGUGAAAACAAUUUGUCCUCCAUCUCUACUACUUCAUCGAAUAACCCUUCAUUAUCAUUAUCUUCAUUAAAACUUCCUAAAUUACAAUUACAUGAUAAAUUAAUAUCUGCACAGCCCAAAAAGAUCUACUCAAAUGCUCAUGCUUACCACAUCAAUUCUAUCUCGGUCAAUUCUGACCAAGAAACCUAUUUAUCAUCUGAUGAUUUAAGAAUCAACUUGUGGAACUUGGGGAUUUCGGACCAAUCAUUCAAUAUCGUUGACAUCAAACCAGUGAACAUGGAAGAAUUAACUGAAGUCAUUACCUCCUCUGAGUUCCAUCCAAACCAUUGUAAUUUAUUCAUGUAUUCAUCUUCCAAAGGUACUAUAAAGUUGAGUGACAUGAGAUCGAAUUCCUUAUGUGACAGUCAUGCUAAAGUGUUUGAAGAGUAUUUGGAUCCAGCAUCCCACAAUUUCUUCACUGAAAUCACUUCUUCUAUAUCUGAUGUUAAAUUCAGUCAGGAUGGUAGAUACAUUGUUUCAAGAGACUAUAUGACAGUUAAGGUGUGGGAUUUGGCUAUGGAAUCAAAACCAAUCAAGACUAUUAAUGUUCAUGAACAUUUGAGAGAGAGAUUAUGUGACACGUACGAAAAUGAUGCUAUUUUCGACAAAUUCGAAGUUCAAUUCAGUGGUGAUAAUAAGUCUAUUAUGACUGGAUCGUAUAAUAACAACUUUAUGAUUUAUCCAGAUGCUGUUGGCGGUAGUUCCAGUGCUGCUCCUAGCAAGCUUCCAAACUUUAAUACUUCUUCUUUCAACAAAAAGAAGUCUGUGGAUGAUUCCGAUGAUGAAGAGGAUAAUGAGUCGCCUCCAUCAAAUGAAACAUAUCCUCAAUCUCCUAAUUCUAAUGUUGAUGAAGAUGAUCAAGAGGAAAUUAUCUUGCAAGCUGAUAAAUCUGCUUUCAAGUCUAAGAAAUCAGCUAAUAAUGGCAGUACUAUGAGACGCCGUAUGAUGAGUGGGGUUGGAACUGCUGGUAAUGAUAGAGAUUUCGACGACAUUGAUUUUAAGAAGAGUAUCUUGCACUUGUCGUGGCAUCCAAAGGAGAAUUCGGUAGCGAUUGCUGCCACCAACAAUCUCUACAUUUUCUCCACGUUAUAA